Symbiodinium pilosum is the source of this 615-nucleotide messenger RNA. The record is from the annotation of a GenBank genome assembly. Lineage: Eukaryota; Dinophyceae; Suessiales; Symbiodiniaceae.
GCCACGGAGUCUUCAGAGCGCAAAGGAGUGCCAAAGCUCAAGCACAAACGACCACCAGGUCUGGACAUCAGGGCUGAUUUCGACAGAGCGUUUGACAGAGCCUCUGACAAGAUAUCCCCUCGUCACCCGCGAGUGCAGCAGCUGCUCGACAAAGAUGAAGGAUGUCUCCUACCGCUGAUGUCGAAGGCGCCGUUCACUUCACCCCGGGGGCCUAUCUCCCCAAGCUCGGGUGAUGAGGGUGUGGCCUUGCCACUGCGAGCCCAGUCCACAUCCUCGCUGUCUUCCGGGGAGUCCGUGAUACAUGCCGCCACCUGCCCAGCGGAGGAGCCGCAAAACAUGAAGUGGCACUCCGAACACCUCCCGGCCGUGCCAAUCCUCUCUAUCCAGCGUCUCGAGCUCCGACAGGACAGCCGAGCCUCUGCAAACGAGGCACCUGCGUCAGCCAGGAGGCAGACGAGCAAGACAGACGCGUUACAUUAUCCGCGACCUCCAAAGGAGUCGUGGCGAAGUUCGGUGCAGAACGCACUCUCGCGACGUCGAAACUCCGACAUCUCUUCAAUGGUCAGUCGGCCAGAUCCGCCGCAAAUGCGGCGCAGUUCUUUUUUGGGACUUUAG